CACUUUCCCAUCAAACCAAACCUUCCUCCCCCCGCUUCUCUCUUCAGGAUCUCGAAGGAGAUUGUUUGUUCCAAAUGUUGGUGGGACGGGAUCCGAGGCGCACUGCACUGCCGGGCACCCGGGCGCCUCUCGUCGCAGGGGUUGUGUGAACGUUCGAUCCCCGUCUCCUGCCGCUCGUCUAAGGGGCCACGCUGGGAGGCGCCGAGGGCGCAUGGGGCGCGCUUGGAUGGCCCUGGAUUCGCCCCCAUAAUGUUCCCAUGGGAUCCCCGCAGCAGCCAGCCUGAACCUUCUGUCCCGGAGCCUCUCCUCCCUGGAUUACCGUGCCUGCACCCCUUUGCCUUCCCCCAGAACCGUCCUCGUUCGACCUCGGAGCAUGGCUUCGGAUCGGCCGGCUCCUGGGGCUGGGGGCAUCUUUGGAGAACUCCCGCCGCCUUACGCGGCUGCUGCCAACUCGGAUCUGCUCCGGAGACCCAGCUACUGCCACGCUGCCUUUGCCCUCAAACAGAUAUCCAAGGGUAAGGCUGUGGGCCAGAAAGCCCCGCUGUGGCUGAGGGCCCAGUUCCAAGCCUUGCUGUUUACACUGGGCUGCUGGAUCCAGCAUCACUGUGGCAAAGUACUCUUUGUGGGGCUGCUGGUCUUCGGGGCACUGGCUGUAGGGCUCCGAGUAGCCUUCAUCGAGACGGAUAUUGAACAGCUCUGGGUGGAAGAGGGCAGCCGUGUCAGCCAGGAGCUUCGGUAUACAAAAGAGAAGCUAGGAGAAGAGUCUCUCUACACAUCCCAGAUGCUGAUACAAACUCCUAAACAGGAAGGAGAAAACAUCCUGAACCCAGAGGCCUUAGAAAUGCAUCUUGAAGCUGCUUUGGCUGUUAGCAAAGUCCAAGUCUUACUCUAUGGAAAGUCAUGGGACCUCAACAAAAUCUGCUACAAGUCUGGAGUCCCCAUAAUUGAGAAUGGGAUGAUUGCACGGAUGAUUGAGAAGCUCUUUCCCUGUGUUAUUGUAACUCCACUGGACUGCUUCUGGGAUGGAGCCAAGCUGCAAGGAGGUUCUGCUUACCUCCCGGGCCGGCGGGACAUCCAGUGGACCAACUUGGACCCCAUUCAGCUGAUGGAGGAGCUAGGUCAGUUUGCUUCACUGGAAGGAUUCAAAGAAAUGCUAGAUAAGGCAGAAGUUGGCCAGGCCUAUAUGGAGCGGCCCUGUCUUGACCCCUUUGACCCUGAGUGUCCUGCCAGUGCCCCUAACAGCCAGAGCCGGAAGGUACCAGACAUUCCCUCUGAGCUCACAGGUGGCUGCCAUGGCUUUUCUCAAAAAUACAUGCACUGGCAAGAGGAGCUGAUCCUGGGUGGGACAGUUAAGGAUUUCCAGGGCAAACUUCAGAGUGCUGAAGCCUUGCAGAGCAUGUUCCUGUUGAUGAGCCCACGACAGCUUUUUGAGCACUACCGGGAUGAUUAUGAGAUUCAUGACAUCAGCUGGAGUGAGGAGAAAGCAGCUGCAGUCCUGGAAGCCUGGCAGCGGGAAUUUGUUGAGAUGGCCCAGGAAUCCCUCCCUGUGAAUUCCUCCCAGAUUGUCCAUGCCUUCUCUACCACCACACUCAACGACAUCAUGAAAUCCUUCUCAGAUGUGAGCGCUAUCCGUGUGGCAGGAGGAUAUCUGCUGAUGCUGGCGUAUGCCUGUGUCACCAUGCUGCGAUGGGACUGUUCCAAAUCGCAGGGUGCUGUGGGCCUAGCAGGAGUUCUUCUGGUUGCCCUUUCAGUGGCAGCAGGACUUGGACUGUGUUCCCUACUGGGAAUCUCUUUCAAUGCAGCAACCACCCAGGUGUUACCUUUUUUGGCACUAGGCAUUGGUGUAGAUGACAUGUUCCUCCUGGCACAUGCCUUCACUGAGACCAGCCAACACAUCCCUGUCAAGGAGCGGACUGGUGAAUGCUUACGACGUAGUGGCACCAGUGUAGCACUCACCUCUGUCAAUAACAUGAUUGCCUUCUUCAUGGCUGCCUUAGUGCCCAUCCCAGCCCUGCGAGCCUUCUCUUUGCAAGCUGCCGUGGUGGUGGUGUUCAACUUUGCCAUGGUGCUGUUCAUCUUUCCAGCCAUCCUGAGCCUGGACCUUCGCAGACGUGAAAGCAAGAGGCUUGACAUUCUGUGCUGCUUCUACAGCCUCUGCUCAUCCCGCGUCAUCCAGAUCCAGCCACAAGAAUAUGCUGAUGCAAAUGACAACCACACUGCACCCACAUUUCCACAUGGACAUCCAGCACUGGCCACCAGCACACGUAUCACAACCACAGUGCAAGCUUUCACCCAGUGUGACCCUUCAGGACGACAUGUGGUCACCAUCCUACCACCUACACAACAUGUCUUCACCACCCCAUCCACUCUGCUACAUGCCAACCCUCUGGAUUCACAAGUCUUCACUCCUGCCAGCUCUACUCGUGAUCUCCUGGCACAACUGGAGGAGGGCAAAGGCGCCCAGGAGUGUGUACCGUUGCCCUUUUGCCAGUGGAAUCUCUCCACUUUUGCUCGAGACAAAUAUGCACCCAUUCUUCUGCAGAGCCACACCAAGGGAAUUGUGGUGGCCAUAUUCCUGGCACUACUGGGCCUGAGCCUCUAUGGCACAACCAAAGUUCACGAUGGACUGUACCUGACAGAUAUUGUCCCACGAGGCACAAAGGAACAUGCCUUCAUUUCAGCUCAGUUCAAGUACUUCUCCUUUUAUAAUAUGUUUGUGAUAACUAAGGGUAGCUUUGACUACCCCAACUCACAGAAAGCCCUCUAUGGUCUGCAUCAGGCCUUCAAUACCAUCCAGUAUGUAGUGCGUGAUGAGAACCGCCAGUUGCCUAAGAUGUGGCUGCACUACUUCCGGGAUUGGCUACAAGGUUUGCAGGCAGCCUUUGACCGAGACUGGGAAGCUGGACAUAUCACCAGGGAAAAUUACCGGAAUGGGUCAGAGGAUGGUGCCCUGGCUUACAAGCUCCUCGUCCAGACAGGCAGCAAGAAGGACCCCUUCAAUCUAAACCAGCUGACCACUCGCCGUCUGGUGGAUGUGAACGGGAUCAUUCCCCCUGACAUCUUCUACAUCUGCUUGACAGUGUGGGUGAGCAAUGACCCCCUUGGCUUUGCUGCCUCCCAGGCCAACUUCUAUCCACCUCCACCAGAGUGGAUCCAUGACAAGUACGAUGCCACUGGCGAGACUCUUCGAAUCCCAGCUGCACAGCCCCUGGAGUUUGCUCAGUUCCCUUUCUACCUCAAUGGACUUCAGCAGACAUCAGACUUUGUAGCAGUUAUUGAGAGUGUGCGUGCCAUCUGUGAUGAGGUGGCUCAGAGGCAUGGCGUGCUCAGCUACCCUAGCGGCUACCCUUUCCUCUUUUGGGAGCAGUACAUUGGCCUGCGUCAUUGGCUCCUGCAAGCCAUCAGCAUUGUGUUGGCCUGUACUUUUCUGGUGUGCACCCUGCUGCUGCUCAACCCUUGGACUGCCAGCAUCAUUGUAUUUGUUCUGGCUAUGAUGACAGUUGAGCUCUUUGGUAUCAUGGGCCUGAUGGGCAUCAAACUGAGUGCCAUCCCUGUGGUCAUCCUCAUUGCCUCUGUGGGCAUUGGUGUGGAAUUCACUGUCCAUGUGGCACUAGGCUUUCUCACAGCCAUUGGCAACCGGAAUCUGCGCUCCACUGUGGCUCUAGAGCACAUGUUUGCCCCUGUGAUGGAUGGUGCUGUCUCCACUCUUCUGGGUGUACUCAUGCUGGCUGGUUCAGAAUUUGACUUCAUUCUGAGGUAUUUUUUUGCCGUGCUCACCAUCCUGACAAUUCUGGGGCUGCUCAAUGGCCUGGUGUUGCUGCCUGUCCUAUUGUCCAUCAUUGGCCCACCGGCUGAGGUCACACCUGUUGAUAAUGGUAGCCGCCUGCCAACACCAUCACCGGUCCCCCCACCCAUCAGUCACCACAGUUUUUAUGUGCGCCAGCAUAGUGGGACCUUUGCUGACUCCUCUGACUCAGAGUACUACUCAGAGAGUACUGGCGCAUCAGAUAUUGGUGAAGAUGAUCGGAGCACCUAUAUCAUCCCCCCAACUCAAUCACACAUCUUGGUCAAGGCAAGCAAAAGCCCCAGCUUCCCAAAAAUCACGGUGGUAAAAAGCUACAAGACAAGCCUGGAGUCACCUCUGUCACUGUGCAGCCCAGACUGGACUCAACCCAUGACCCCUGGAAGCUACUUAGCAUCAUCCACCACAGAUGUCAAGGAUGCUUUACAGCACGAAGAACGGCCAAACCACAGACUAGGGCCUCAUCAGGCUCGGACUGCCCCUAUUCCCCUUCGGACCGACCUCCCUGCCCACAGUGCCAAAGUGCCACCUCUUGGGACUGGUGGCUCCUUCACCACAGUUACAGCCACUGCCUCUGUGAUGCUGGCUUUGCACCCACCCCUGCCCGGCUCCUGCCGGGGCUAUACACAUGAGGGCUUUGAAUCUGAUGGCCCUGAGGAGUCUGGCCUAGUUCUACCUGACAGCUUGGAACUGCAAGACUUAGCCCAGAGACCUUAGCUCAUUACUUCCGCCAGGUGAAGAUCCUAUUUCUAGAUUCCCACCUCAGGUAUAGGAUGUGCACAGCAUCACAGGUGGGAUUGUUCUCUCUCACACCAUGGACUGUGAAGCAGAAUGGAUAUAUGGAAGCUCCAGCACAGUAUCUUAACCAUCUUUAGGCAUAGAGAGUGCCUUUGCAAACUGGAACAAGGAGGUCAGAUGAGCUACUGCAGUAUCUAGCCAAUGAAAUGGUUGUUGGGUACUGCUAGCACCUAGUACUCCAGUUUCCCAUAUCUUGUUUCUGUAGGUGUAUCUGCCACCAAAAAUCAUUCUGGGUCCUUUAGUUACUAAGGUCCAAAACACUCCCAGUUUUUAUCCUUACAUUGGACUUAUAACCCAUUGAGCAUUUGGUCUACUUACCUCCUGACAGGGAAAGUUUCAGCUCAAGAUAUGGGAACUGGAAGAGACCAUUCCCCUCAUGCUAGGUGAAACAUAUAAUGGCCGUCAUUGAGGCAAAGUAUCAAAAUUGUCCAAACACCCAACAUCCCGUGGAGAGAACAGGACUGAACUUAUAUGUGGGGAACUCUCCCACAUUGUGCUGCUAUUCUUUAUUUUUUAUUAAUAUUAUUAUUAUUAUUAUUAUUAUUUUAAGCUGUAUAAGAAGAUUCACAGUUCCCCUUUAUAAUUAUAAUAAUUAUUUUUAUUAUUUUCACAGCUCCCUCGUAAAAAAAAGUGGUGGUAUCCCUUUAAGGGAACACCAGGUUGAGGUUGUAGUGGGGUGAGCACCUCCUGGGAAUAUGGAGUGGCGGGAACAUGCAAUGUAGGGGCAUAAUGUGUCUUAAUGUUCUAUGCAAGCUGUGUGGGACAGGCUGUGCUUCACUCCUCCCACCAGCACAACUGUCUGUGCCGGUAUCUGUCCUGUGGCUGUUUAAAAUUCAGUCCCUUCCCCAUCCUGCCCUACAUGCCCAAAACUUUCCUUUGUGCCACAUUCUUUAGCUUGCUUGCAUCUUUGUCAGCUCUAGCUAGUCCAUCACUAAAACAUUCCCUAAGCACACCUGUCUGGAAUAUCUGUUGGAGCGUUUAGCCCCAUCUUUCCCUAGUAAUAUUGGUCUGACAUCAUUUAUACCUGAUAGAAAAGGAGGCUUAUCCAGGAAAGAGAGACUUCGUCUGUAUGAUUUGUUGUCCAUAGAGAUCAGAACUAAGACUUCUAGAAGGGCAGUUUCUAGAGAUGUGGAUUAUAUCUGUCUCCUUUCUAAUUCCAUACUUCAGGAGAUAUUUUGCACAAGAGAUUUUGUACUCUGAUGUUGAUGCCUGUAUACAAAAUGUAUGGCUACUAUGCUGUUUAUGGAGUGGGUAUUUCAAGUGGGUGUUUGAGGUAGCUGGCAAGAACAUCAUUCAUGUCUGAAAGUAGGGUCUACAGCUCACUGCUCUUCUUGAGGGAGUUUUUGGUGAAUCACUUCAGAUUCUCAUUGGGUUGCUAGUACCAUUUUGGGUCACCUCACACAAUGUUUUUCUUAUACCGAGAUUAUUGGUUUCCUGGGCUGUGUAUUUGCAGCCCAAAAAAAAUACAAAAGAGAGCAUACAGAUUCUUCCCUACAGGGAUAUUCUUCUGUACAUGAAAAGAAUUUCAUGUGGGAAAGUGUCUUUUGAUUUGAGCCCAGUUAAAGGCUUUUUGGGAUGACACAUUCCUCCUUUUCAAAAAUAUCCCACUGCAGUUGUCAGAAGAAAAAGUGUUCUAAGGGAGAUGCAAGGACUGAGUAAAAAAAAGUUUUAUUUCCUGCCCAAGAGAAUGAAUGCUGUGGUUGCGGUUUAUGUUUCAGAAUUCGAUUUUUUUUGGUUUGGCUUCCAUGGCUGAAAAUCCAGAAAUGAACUAUCACUUGGCAACAAGACUGGUUCUAAACGACUAAUUCCAUUUCCAUCCAGUAUGCCUUGUUUCCACAUAACCAAGUCAAAAUUGCUUUAUGAAAGGUUUCAGUUUUUCCAUUCUACUUCAGGACAGAAAUCUGAAUUUUGUAUGAAAUUUAAAUGCUCUUUUCUGGCUAACCCUAACCUAGGCACUGCAAAAGAAUGGCUUACACUCCCUGUAUUGAAACACAAAACUUUCUGGAUUAAAAAUAUAUAUUAUUAUUUUUUCUGGCCUGCUGUAAAGGAAAUAGAGGCAAGAUGACAACUAGUGCAACAAUCUUUAUGGGCUGUGAUCCUUCAUGAUGUUACCAACAGUCCUUUAUUUAACUACUGCUCCUCCCUAUUGUAGUUUGCAUCCAUUGUUUGUGUGUGUAUGUGUGUUUUAAUGUUCCAUUCCAUCUGCUGGUUUUUGGGUCUGCUGGACUGCUGCUGUUUUCACCAAGUACUUUGAUGAGACGAAAAAACUUGAAGGAAAAAUGAAAUUCUGAUAAUUUCAUUACCAGGAGAGUUGCCUCAGCUCAAUAGAUAGUGUGAGCAACUGCUUCAAAAAACUAUUAAAGGUUUUCUCUUCAGAAUUGUGUAAAAUAAGCUGUGCAGUUGACCUCAACUUCUAAUUGGCAUGAGUUCCCCUGGGGCUUCAUGUCAAAUUUUGGAUAAAAUGGUAUGCCUCCUUGGACUCAGAGAUACCACAGCCAACCAGCUGACUUACAAGAGAGAGCAGGACUGAUUCAUCCUGAAAUCCAUUUUCCCCCAAUGACUUCAUUCCUUCUAAAACCCAAGCACUUUAAUCCCCUCUUUUACCCAAUAACUGCUGUAAUUUCAUUCCACAGUUUAUUCUGGAUCCAUUGUUUGUUGCCAAGGGAGAUUCUGGUGAGAUUGUUACAUUUUGGUUGUGUGAACCCUCUUGAGAGUCUCAGUAGGAUUAAAUUCCUAUUAAAAUAGACUCAGACAAUUCAAGUAAAAGUUACCAGUGAGUUCUGGGGUCUAGAAAGGUUUUUCUUUACACAGGAGUUUGCCACAUAACAAAGACUGGCCCACCUGUUCGAAUCUAUUUUUCCCAUCAUAAAACUACAGUCAAAGUUAGGAUCUAGCAACAUCUGACUUGUCUAUCCACUUUUCCUGCUCUGCCUUACAUUCAUCCACUGCCUAAAAAUAGUUAAGUGCUUCUAGGUAACCCAGAAUAGAAAUGGUGCUUUCCCCACCUUACCCCAAUACUGAAACCAGCAAAGCUAAGGGAAUGAUGGUGGAGCAUGUUGUGUGUGCAUGUGUGUAUUUGUGUGUGUGUGUGAAUAUGUAGAGGCUUGCUGGAGACCUUUUAACCUGAAAUGUUGUCAUGCCAUCUAAAUUAUUUAUAUGUAAAAGAAAAAAAGAUUUAUUUUUGUAGUUUGUACAGACCUCUAGCCUUACAAUGGAAGUUUUAUUUUUAAAAGUAAAUAUAUAUUAUAUAUAAAUGUAUCUUCUGAUGGUGUACAUGUGAUGUUCUUUUGUCUCUACUGGGAUGGGGGAUUUGUUGUCUGUGUGGAUUUGUAGUGAGAAAUAUACAUAUUUCUAACUUAGACUUGCUUCUUAGGUAAAUGUAUGCUUGUGAAAAGUAGGAGUUUGUGGUUGUGCUUGUGUGUGUGUAAUAUGCAUACAUACAUUCACAGCUGGAAAUAUUCUGCCCCCAUGAAGAUAAUUUUUGCAUAAAGAGAAUGCAAAUUCCCCUUUAACUACAUAAAGUGAAA
Messenger RNA from Eublepharis macularius, 8127 nucleotides. RefSeq names its product patched 2 (gene PTCH2). Gene Ontology annotation, cellular component: plasma membrane. Gene Ontology annotation, molecular function: smoothened binding; hedgehog receptor activity; hedgehog family protein binding. The record is from RefSeq and is a predicted model, not a curated record. Lineage: Eukaryota; Metazoa; Chordata; Lepidosauria; Squamata; Eublepharidae. The transcript has 23 exons. Gene Ontology annotation, biological process: smoothened signaling pathway. Bases 374 to 4519 code for a protein of 1381 amino acids.